AUGGAACCAUUCGUGAUAUUUAUCGUAAUAGCUGUUUCUGUGUUUGUCUUAGCUGUAAUAUUGAGUUUGUUGUGCCGAGCAAUGGGAGUCCAGCCAGCAUAUGGAAGUGGUGGUGGUGGAGGUUUUGCCCAUCACAAUCACCACCAUAAUUUUCAUCAUCAUAAUGGAACAAUGGGUGGAAUUAUUGGGGGUGCAGGUGGUGGGGGAGCAUUUGACGGCGGCGGUGGAGGCGCAGCUGGAGGAGGAGCAGGAGGUGGUGGAGCAUGUUGA
Molecule: messenger RNA, 270 nt
Organism: Trifolium pratense (red clover)
Lineage: Eukaryota; Viridiplantae; Streptophyta; Magnoliopsida; Fabales; Fabaceae
Product: transcription factor Maf-like
Exons: 1
Coding region: 1-270 (89 amino acids)
Source: RefSeq, a predicted model, not a curated record